AUGGAGGUGAAUAACUGCUCGGUGGUUACUGAGUUCAUCCUGUUGGGAAUCCCACACACAGAGGGCCUGGAGACUAUGCUAUUUGUCUUAUUCUUGCCUUUCUAUGUCUGCACUCUGCUGGGAAAUUUAUCUAUCCUCGUGGCUGUCAUUUCUUCUACUCGUCUUCACACACCCAUGUAUUUCUUCCUGGGGAACUUGUCCGUGUUUGACAUGGGUUUCUCCUCUGUGACGUGUCCCAAAAUGCUGCUGUACCUUAUGGGACUGAGUCGACUCAUCUCCUACAAAGACUGUGUCUUCCAGCUCUUCUUCUUCCAUUUCCUUGGAAGCAUCGAGUGCUUUUUGUAUACUGUGAUGGCCUAUGACCGUUUUGCUGCCAUUUGUUAUCCUCUGCGGUACACAACCAUCAUGAACCCUAGAAUCUGUGUAGCCCUUGCUGUGGGCACGUGGCUGUUAGGGUGCAUCCAUUCCAGUAUCUUGACUUUUCUCACCUUCACAUUGCCCUACUGUGGCCCCAAUAAUGUGGAUCACUUCUUCUGUGAUAUCCCAGCACUCUUGCCCUUGGCCUCUGCUGAUACAUCCAUGGCACAGAGGGUGAGUUUUACCAAUGUUGGCCUUGUAUCUCUUCUCUGUUUUCUCCUAAUCCUUGUGUCCUACUUUCGAAUCACAGUUGCUAUCUUGAGUAUUCACACAACUGAGGGACGCCACCAUGCAUUCUCUACCUGUAGUGCCCAUCUCAUCGCCAUCCUCUGUGCCUACGGGCCCAUUAUUACUGUCUACCUGCAGCCCACACCCAACCCCAUGUUGGGAACUGUGGUGCAAAUUCUGAUGAACUUGGUAGGACCAAUGCUGAACCCUUUGAUCUAUACUUUGAGGAAUAAAGAAGUAAAAGCAGUCCUAAAAACAAUAUUGCACAGGAGAGACUCUAUCUCCAAAAGCUAG
Lepus europaeus (European hare) is the source of this 939-nucleotide messenger RNA. Its product is annotated as olfactory receptor 10D3. Lineage: Eukaryota; Metazoa; Chordata; Mammalia; Lagomorpha; Leporidae. Gene Ontology annotation, molecular function: G protein-coupled receptor activity; olfactory receptor activity. Gene Ontology annotation, cellular component: membrane. The coding region runs from base 1 to 939 and encodes 312 amino acids. Gene Ontology annotation, biological process: G protein-coupled receptor signaling pathway. The transcript has a single exon. The record is from RefSeq and is a predicted model, not a curated record.